AUGCUCCCUAGCCCGGGCUUUGUCUCCCUCGCCUUGCCCACCGCCCGCCGCCUGGAUGCCCCCUGCCACUCCAGCCCUGCUCGCCCGCAGCCCACGCCUCUCUGGCUCGCCGCUGAGACCGCCCGCCGUCCCCCAGCCAGGCUGGCUGCUACCUGGGCACAGUCGCAGAAGGGCGGGCAGGCGGCAAGCGCGAGGGCAGGGCGCCCGGCCGGCAUCGAUCCCGGCGGCGUGUCUGCCCGGCACUGCCCGGGGCCCGAGCUGCGAGAGCCCCGAGAGCCCCCAGCCCAGCCGCGUCUCUCGGCAUCCACAAGUGUUUGCUGUGCGGAGACCCAACAAGUCGAGGUCCGCCACGUCUGGCGAGAGGCCGCCUGCUUGGCGGAGGCGCCGGCUUCGGGCGCAAGGACGGGGCUCCCGCUGCCCUCCGCGGAAGGGGACGGUCGGCGAGAGGACGCCUUCGAGCCCAGCGCACGCCGCGGCGCCUUGCCCCCCUUGGCGCGGACAGCGCUGGCCGUCUGGGGGCGACUGGGCUGCGCCCUUAGGAUGUCCGGGAAAGUUCUCCUGGUGUACCUGACCAUCUGUCCAGCCUUCCAGAUCAGGGCUGAGAGCACAGAGGAAUAUGACUACGAUUACCUCGGCACCAACAAAACGUGGGUCCUGACCCCCAGAGCCCAGGAAACAGAUGCCACCCAGAUCCUCAACUCCCUGCUCCAGAAUUAUGACAACAAACUGAGGCCAGAUAUUGGCAUCAAACCCACUUUUAUUGAUGUGGACAUCUACGUAAACAGCAUUGGACCUGUCUCCGUGAUCCACAUGGAAUACACCAUCGAUAUCUUCUUUGCCCAAACCUGGUAUGACCGGCGCCUUCGCUUUAACAGCACCCUCAAAGCUCUUACCCUCAACACCAACAUGGUGAGCAGGAUUUGGAUCCCAGACACCUUUUUCAGGAACUCCAAGAGGGCUGACUCCCACUGGAUCACCACCCCCAAUCAGCUCCUCCGGAUCUGGAAUGAUGGGAAAGUCCUCUACACACUCAGGUUAACAAUUGAAGCUGAAUGUCUGCUUCAACUGCAGAAUUUCCCCAUGGACACACACUCCUGCCCUCUCGUUUUCUCCAGUUAUGGCUAUCCACGAGAUGAAAUAAUCUACCGCUGGAGAAGGUAUUCCAUAGAAGUCUCUGACCAACGCACCUGGAGGCUGUAUCAGUUUGACUUCACGGGUCUGAGGAACACAUCUGAGGUUCUCAGAACAGGUGCUGGAGAAUACAUGGUCAUGACAGUGUCCUUCGACCUGAGUAGACGGAUGGGCUACUUUGCUAUCCAGACGUACAUCCCAUGCAUCUUGACCGUUGUUUUGUCCUGGGUCUCCUUCUGGAUCAAGAGGGACUCCACGCCUGCCAGGACAUCUCUGGGUAUCACUACUGUGCUCACCAUGACUACGCUGAGUACCAUCUCUCGCAAGCAUCUACCCAGGGUCUCGUACAUCACAGCCAUGGACCUGUUCGUCUCUGUGUGUUUCAUCUUUGUCUUUGCCGCCCUCAUUGAAUAUGCAACACUCAACUACCUGGUGGGAAACAAGAAACCUAUAGAGCACAACAAGAAACCCAGGCUGCCAGCCAGUCAUGCCCACAUGGUGCCCUCCUACACCACCAUCAACAUCAACAGCAUGCUGCACUGGCCUCCAGAGGUAGAAGACGAUGAGAGUGAAGAGCUGGGCUCCCCUUGUGCAGAAGGAAAGGAAUGCCAGAGGUUCUUUUGCUGCAUUGAGGACUGUCAAACAGGGAUGUGGCGGGAGGGUCGGAUCCGCAUCCACAUUUCCCGCCUGGACUCCUAUUCUCGAGUUUUCUUCCCCACUGCCUUCCUGCUCUUCAAUAUUGUGUACUGGAUCGCCUAUCUCUAUCUCUAG
Messenger RNA from Eublepharis macularius, 1902 nucleotides. RefSeq names its product gamma-aminobutyric acid receptor subunit gamma-4. Gene Ontology annotation, molecular function: GABA-gated chloride ion channel activity; inhibitory extracellular ligand-gated monoatomic ion channel activity; GABA-A receptor activity. Gene Ontology annotation, biological process: gamma-aminobutyric acid signaling pathway; chloride transport; nervous system process. The transcript has 10 exons. Gene Ontology annotation, cellular component: neuron projection; postsynapse; dendrite membrane. The coding region runs from base 1 to 1902 and encodes 633 amino acids. The record is from RefSeq and is a predicted model, not a curated record. Lineage: Eukaryota; Metazoa; Chordata; Lepidosauria; Squamata; Eublepharidae.